ACCCCUCUCUCUCUCAGGGGAGUGUUAAUGUACUGGAGUGUCCAGUCAGGUGUGUAUUCACAUUUCUCUCUCUCAGGGAUGCAGUACUCUGUACUGUACAUGGUGUCGGAGUGUAUCCUGUCAGUGCUGCUGCUGGGGAUGUGGAUCUCUCUCUGUGCCUGCAGAGUAGGAGGGAGGCUGGGGAGAGGGCGGGCCCAGGGGCGGGACCAGAGGAGGCUGGGCGUGUCCAUGUGUCUGUGGGUGUGUAUGGGCGGGGCCAGUGUGGGAGUGGCACUGCUGGGCAUUCCCCUGUCUGUGGUGCUGAACCUGCAGCGCCCGCUGUGCCUCUACAACUGCCUGCUCAUGGCCUGCUGCCCCCUAGUGGCAGGGCAGUUCUCCACUUUCCUGCUGCUGCUGGUGGUCCUGAACCUGCACCUCAAGGUCCGGCUCCCCACGUGGUACCCCGCGCUGGUGACCCGCAGACGGGCCCUGUACUUGGUGUUCCUGUGCUGGCUCGGGUCGGUGCUGCUGGGUUUUGCCCCCCUGAUGGGCUGGAGCUCGCUGCCCGGGGGCUCCACAGAGGGGGGUCUGGAAGGGGGAGGGGGGGGCACCGCGGGGCUGGGGCUGGGGCAGCUGGGCAACUGGACCCCCCCCGCACCCCCCGCCUUCCUGCCGGCCCCCCAGGACCGCACCAUCAUCGGGCAGUUCCUGCCGUACGGCGGCUUCCUGUCCAAGGUGUACUUCCAGGACCAGCGGAACCUCAGCUACGAGGAGAUCCACGGGCGGCACCUGGGCCUGUGCGAGCCGGAGCCGGCGCUGGGCCUGCGCUACCUGGUCUACGUGCACGCCGUCGCUGCCUUCCUGCUCCCCCUGCUGGCCAUGCUGGGCGCCUACGCCGCCGCGCUUCCCCGGGGGGAGGUCCGGAUCCGAGCGGAACCGAACGUCUGGUCCGGUCCGAUGCCUGGUGUCACAGUGAAGGACGUUAACCAGCAGGACUUCGUCCGCGCGCUGUCCGCUUUCCUGAAGAAGUCCGGAAAGCUGAAGGUGCCGGAGUGGGUCGACACGGUGAAACUAGCCAAACACAAGGAGCUGGCGCCCUGCGAUGAGAACUGGUUCUACACCAGAGCCGUGUUACAGUACCAGUGUGUGUCUCUCAGUAAUGGCUGGGAGAUGGGGGUAAUCGUGCUGUUAAUUGCGGCUGAUGAGCUGACUCAGGAGCUGGGCCUGGACUGGUCUACUGGUUCUGGAAGUGGCCCGGGGGGAGUUUGGGAAGGAGGGGGGCAGGACACUGGCUGGAUGGAGCCCUGUGAUGGACUGGACCGGCCAGCGGUCGUCCAGCGCCGGCCAGUCACCUUCACGGCCACAGCCGGCACCUGUCUGGAAACCGAAGGACGAAUGUCGCUGAGGUCUGACUGGCCACUGUGGACGAACCCCGCUGGCCUGCAGCUGUGA
Messenger RNA from Lepisosteus oculatus (spotted gar), 1431 nucleotides. The record is from RefSeq and is a predicted model, not a curated record. NCBI's taxonomy places the organism in Eukaryota, Metazoa, Chordata, Actinopteri, Semionotiformes, Lepisosteidae.